Talpa occidentalis (Iberian mole) is the source of this 2410-nucleotide messenger RNA. It is a transcript of the gene CTTN, whose product is annotated as cortactin. The coding region runs from base 164 to 1804 and encodes 546 amino acids. Gene Ontology annotation, cellular component: plasma membrane; lamellipodium; focal adhesion. Gene Ontology annotation, molecular function: actin filament binding. The record is from RefSeq and is a predicted model, not a curated record. NCBI's taxonomy places the organism in Eukaryota, Metazoa, Chordata, Mammalia, Eulipotyphla, Talpidae. Gene Ontology annotation, biological process: regulation of actin filament polymerization. The transcript is spliced from 18 exons.
GGGGGCGCGGGCGGCGGAGCGGCGGGGACCCCGGCACGAGACUCCCCCGGUGCCCGGAGGCCGCCUCACAUGACCGGGCUCUAAGCGGAGUUUUCUGAGCGGGUUUGUCUUCUGCAGGAAGAGGGUCUGUGCUGCUCUGUUCCAGCCGUCUUUCCCUUGGAAGAUGUGGAAAGCUUCGGCAGGCCACGCCGUGUCCAUCACCCAGGACGACGGGGGAGCCGACGACUGGGAGACUGACCCCGAUUUUGUGAACGACGUGAGUGAGAAAGAACAGCGAUGGGGGGCCAAGACCGUGCAGGGGUCCGGGCACCAGGAGCACAUCAACAUACACAAGCUGAGGGAGAAUGUGUUUCAAGAACACCAGACCCUCAAGGAGAAGGAACUUGAAACGGGCCCGAAAGCGUCGCAUGGCUACGGGGGGAAGUUCGGCGUGGAGCAGGACCGGAUGGACAGGUCGGCCGUGGGCCACGAGUACCAGUCCAAGCUGUCCAAGCACUGCUCGCAGGUGGACUCCGUCCGUGGCUUCGGAGGCAAGUUUGGUGUCCAGGUGGACAGGGUUGACCAGUCGGCCGUGGGCUUCGAGUACCAGGGGAAGACUGAGAAGCAUGCCUCGCAGAAAGACUACUCGAGCGGCUUUGGCGGCAAGUUCGGCGUGCAGGCUGACCGGGUGGACAAGAGCGCUGUGGGCUUCGACUACCAGGGCCGCACGGAGAAGCACGAGUCGCAGAAAGAUUACUCCAAAGGUUUUGGCGGCAAGUACGGCAUCGACAAGGACAAGGUGGACAAGAGCGCUGUGGGCUUCGAGUACCAGGGCCGCACGGAGAAGCACGAGUCGCAGAAAGACUAUGUGAAAGGGUUUGGAGGGAAGUUUGGUGUGCAGACAGACAGACAAGACAAGUGUGCCCUUGGCUGGGACCACCAGGAGAAAUUGCAGCUGCAUGAAUCCCAAAAAGAUUAUAAGGCUGGUUUCGGAGGCAGAUUUGGUGUUCAGUCCGAGAGGCAGGACUCCUGUGCUGUGGGGUUUGAUUACAAGGAGAGACUGGCCAAGCACGAGUCCCAGCAAGACUAUUCCAAAGGAUUCGGUGGGAAAUACGGGGUGCAGAAGGACCGCAUGGACAAGAAUGCGGCCACCUUUGAGGACAGCGCCCAGGUGACCUCCAGCUACCAGAAGACAGUCCCUGUUGAGGCAGCGAACAGCAAGGCCAGCAGCAUCCGGGCCAACUUUGAGAACCUGGCGAAGGAGCAGGAGCAGGAGGACAGGCGGAAGGCAGAGGCGGAGCGGGCGCAGCGCAUGGCCAAGGAGCGGCAGGAGCAGGAGCAGGCCCGGCGACAGCUGGCUGAGCAAGCCCGGGCCCAGAAGCAGACGCCCCCUGCGUCGCCGAGCCCCCAGCCGGCCCGGGAAAGGCCUCCGAGCCCCGUCUACGAGGACACGGCUCCGUUCAAGGCUGAGCCAGGCUACCGGGACACCGAGAAUGGGAGCGGGCCUGAACCUGUGCACAGCGUGGAGGCUGCAGAGUACCAGGAGCUCCGCGACCCGGCUUACGCCCAGGAGGCUGUCUACGAGACCACUGAGGCCCCGGGCCUCUACCAGGCUGAGGAGAACACCUACGACGAGUAUGAGAACGAUCUCGGGGUCACCGCCAUCGCCCUCUACGACUACCAGGCUGCGGGCGAUGACGAGAUCUCCUUCGACCCCGACGACGUCAUCACCAACAUCGAGAUGAUCGACGAGGGCUGGUGGCGGGGGCUGUGCAAGGGCAGCUACGGGCUCUUCCCCGCCAACUACGUGGAGCUGCGGCAGUAGCCCCCGCCGCGCCCGCGCCGCCCGCACGUCCACGCGCAGAACCCGCUGAUCCGCUGUCCCCGCGUUCCGGGGCUUGGCCCUUCUCUUCACUGCUUCAGGCGUUUCCUUACCUCUCGGGGGCUCUGUGGGCCCCUCCGGUCUCUCCAGGUCAUGGCCUCGGCCCCCCCAUGGAGCCUCGAGGCGGGGCGCUGGCCUGGUGGCGGGGGAGGGGCUGAGGCCCCGCGGGCGUGCUGGCCUGGGGGACGCGCGGCCUGCUCCGGCAGCCUGUCCUCCGCGGGGAGGUAGAGGACGGCGACCCCCGACCGGUGGGUGGACCGGUGGGUGGACCGGCGGAGAGGCCGGGGCGUCAGGCGCACGCUCUGGCGGGGUCUCCGGGAGGUGGCAGGGCAGUGGCCGGUGCUGGGCUUGGGGGCCGGCGCGCCGGGGCCUCCCCGAGGACGUCCGUGGCGCCUCGCUUUGCUGGUCCCGGCGGGUUUUAUAUGCAAUGACUAUGAUUUCCGUAGCACACCUCAGAGGUAUGACUUUUUAAAUUAAAUAUUCCAAAUAAACUUUUUUUGAUCCACCUGCUGCUCACCCAGCUUCGGCACUCGGCCUCUUCGUUCUGAU